ACACUCCGGGCCGGAAGAGUGAGCCAGCUGACUACUCUGGCAGCGGUUUCCUCACAGCGCUCCCUCUACCACCUAGGCCCCAUGAAGUUUCGGGCCAGGAUCACCAGCAAGCGUUUUAUAGAGCUCUUCAUACAGGUCAACAGCACCAUAGCAAAGCUGACGAAGGUCUGUGUGCUCCGCGUGUGCCCUGACAGGCUGUGCUUCUGUCCAAUGGGGCUGCUGAGUGAGGCCAAGCUGUGGGGUGAGGUGAGGCGGAAUGUCUUCCACCACUUCUGCAUGGAGGGUGUUUCGCAGGAGUUCAAUGAAAUCUAUCUAGAGCUAACGUCUGAGCAUCUGGCCAGAGCCGUGAGGAAUGCAAGCAACGCUUCAUCCCUGAAGCUGCAGCUCACCAACAAGCUGCGCCCCUGCCUUACUGUGGUGGUAGAGCUGGCAUCGUGCCCCGGCCACACCCGCGCUAUGGUCCACGAUCUGCCUGUGAGGGUACUUCCCAGAAGGUGGUGGAAAGAAUGCACAGAGCCCCAUGUUCGGGGCUCUGACGUGAGUGUUUAUCUGCCUGCUAUGAAGACCUUGAAGAACAUGGUGGAAAGGAUGGCAAAUGUGGGCAGUCACGUGCUGGUGGAAGCAAAUCUAAAAGGCAAAAUGAACUUGAGUGUAGAAACUGAUGGAGUGACUAUUAAAAGCUAUUUUAGAAAUCUUGGAAGUCCUCCAAAUGCCGUUCUGGGUAUGUCUCAAGGCAAAGACCCAGACAACAUGGUACAAGUACGGGUGGAUAAUAGGAAACUUCUACGGUUUUUUGACGGACAGCAGAUAAACCCCACAAUGGCCUUAUGUAAUAUUUUGAGCAAUACCCUACUUCAUCUUGUUUUGGUUCACGAAGAUAUUUCUCUUCAGUAUUUUAUUCCUGCCUCAUGAAUUUCAAGCAGCCUUAAUUUUCUUUUUAAAAGAAAUCUUAAUUUAAGUUCUUUCCAGAACUGAGACUUUGAGUUACUUUCGUUAAAAGCUUGCAACCCUGUGGAUUUUGUAGGGUGUUGAUUUUGUUGAGUGCUUCCUUUGUAAAUUGUUAAGAAAUAAUUGCAAGUUCAUGUGAUUGCUUUUUGGCUUUGACCAUUACCUUACAUUCAACUUAGUUGUUUGGGAAUAAAGGAUUGUAAUAAAACAAUUAACUGAA
Molecule: messenger RNA, 1168 nt
Organism: Rattus norvegicus (Norway rat)
Lineage: Eukaryota; Metazoa; Chordata; Mammalia; Rodentia; Muridae
Gene: Hus1b
Product: HUS1 checkpoint clamp component B
Exons: 1
Coding region: 82-912 (276 amino acids)
Source: RefSeq, marked validated